CAGGGGCUCGGAAAUCAAACAUUUUUCACUCUCAAGGUUACCCGCAAAGCAUUCGUUACUUCCGGGAAUCUGGAAGAUGGUGACUUGAAUCUCAUCUUUAGCCGAUUAAUAUUGUAGUUUCGUUCUAAAUUGUUGCGAUAUUUUAUAUGAUUUUCAUAUUAUGGAUCGAUUUGUUCGCAAAAUAAAUAACAGCCCUAAGUCUAAACGGAAAACACUCGUACAAACUGAAGACAACUUUGGUGUCCCGUUAAAAGUCCUGCUUGAUAGAGAUUCUACAAAACCAGUGCCUCGAAUAGUUAAAAAUAUUUGCGAUUAUUUGCUUCACUAUGGGCUCAAUUCACAGGGAAUUUUUCGCAUUAAUGGGAGUGCUAAGUUAAUUGAUGGGUUCAAGACUACAUUCCAGAUAUCGGCAGCCGACAAUCUAUGUUCAUUGGAAAAUGUUGAUAUUUAUGCUUUGGCAGGUGUUUUAAAGUUAUUUCUUCGUGAACUUCCUGAUGGACUUGUUCCGGAAAAACUUGGACUUAAGUGUAUAAAGGUUGCGAAAGAAUAUUCAAGUGACUUGAGUGUGUACAUACUUAAACUACAAACUGUAUUAUUUACACUGGCGCAUGAAAAUUACGAGCUCCUAAAAUAUUUGUGUAAGUUUUUGAGCAAGAUUUCAGAAAACGAACCUGUCAAUAAAAUGUCGCACAAUAGUUUAGGAAUUAUUUUCGGUCCUUGUGUAUUUCGUUGCAGUUUGGAUUUUCAGGUUCUAAAGAAUCAGGGCUUGACAAAUUACAUAAUGACCUCACUAAUUCAAUACCAUGAUGCUAUAUUUGUUCAUCACCCUAAGACUGACUUCUUCGUAUUGGAUCAUCUGUUUAAACUACCGGAAAUCGUCUCUAACUCGGCUUUACCGAUUCUUGAAGACCGCAUUCAGCCAUCAAGCGAAAUAUCAACGAGUUCCAGCCAAAAUAAUAGUCCAGGAAUUACUAGUAGCCUACAGGAAAACACAUUCUCACAUUUUGUGGAAGCUCUGCCCCUGGCUUCUAAAAAUACACUUAAACCUGAACCAGAUAACUAUGUGUGGAUGUCACAUGACCAUUCUUCUAGUGAGCCAAAGAUUCCCCGAACAAAUCCUGGUCACAGUAUACCAGAUUCGAUGUGUGAUGUUACAGUUGACAGUAAUUUCUCUAGUGUCAGUUCUCCAUUUCAAAACAACGUCUCAUCUCGCCAAUACAAAGAAUUUCUUAUUAGUCCAUCAGCUUCACCAACACCCAGCCCAAUCACUUUCGAAGUUUCUAGUACCCCAACUUUUGUGAGUAGAAGCAAUUCAGUUUCCUAUAAUGAAGAAAAGAAUGCUGAAGAAGUUUCAGACUCAGGUCCAGAAGCGUUGUACACAAAGACAUCAGAACAACUUGCCUUGGAUAUCACAAAUAUUAUUUCGUCCAUGGCUACAUCCCGUUCUUUAGAGGCACUGAGCUUCGAAACACAACUUGAUGAUUGUUUUACUAUUUCAACCCAGAUGUCAAAUUGUAAUAAGAAGCCCAACCUUGUUGAAGAGAACCCAAGAGAAAAGUUACGUGUUUCCAGUAUGUUAUCAAGAUCGUCAGACAAAGCUUCAACAGGUGAUAGUUUAUUCAAUAAAGUGAUUCGUUUCUCUCACGUCACUGACGAUCCCAAUAAAAUUAAAAAAACUUUCGGUCAUCGCAAACAUACAAUCAAAGAAUCAAGUGUCUAUCCAAUCAGUACUUGGAAUUCCAUGCCUUCUGUGGAAAAUAAGACCGUACAAACUCCGCCUCAGUUUACGGAUUCUUGUGUGUCAGUUUAUGGUCAAGAUCUUUGUAGUCAGUCCCAACAACAUAACAACGUUGUAUCAAAUACAUUGGAAUAUAAUGGGUAUCGGUUUCCGAAUACUAACAAUAUUUACCGACUUAUAAAUUUGCAAAAGGAUGAUUUUAAUACAGCUAGAGUACAAGAUACAGCAAUUUCAACGCAUACGUCUACUCCUAUGCCAGUUAGCACAAGUCAUUCUUACAUGAAAAUACCGGCUGCUAACAAUGAGUUUGCCGAUUUGGUUGGUAAUAAGCAAUCAUCUCCAGUUGCAGAGAAUAUUUUGACUCAGGCGAUAAACCAAUGUUUCGAUACUCAUGUUUUUUCCUUCUCUGUGAAGCAGGAAUUAAAUUAUCCCAGCCACUCCAGCAGCUUUCCUUAUUCAAUAAAUGAAAUGGAUUGUACAGUUUCUGCAAAAAGAAAUCCAGUAUCAAGUUUUGUUAAGCCGAUAUCUACUGUAUUUCGCCAAUUAGAAAUACCAUUUUGUGUAUUUGAUCAUUCUCACCCUAACCAAGAUCACGCAGAUGGUCCUAAUACUGAAAUUGAAAAUAAGCAAAAUAAGUCUUUCGAAUUUGGAACUCUUCAAUAUGACACUACGCAUCAACCAAGGAAAUACACUCAUAGUACACCGACUAGUCCGAUAUUGUCUAAUCAUACCGCUUCAUUUACUUUGAGAUCAAAGUCAAAUUCUGUUUGUUCAGUAACCGUUAAGCCGAUUCAUUCCUUUAUUCAUAAACCUAAAGAUCGUGGACCAUGCCCUCCUAAUUUAUUAUCGCUUUCUUCAAAGGCAAACAAUGAACACUUAAAUGAAUCUGCUCUAAACUCCGGGAAGUUUUCUUCUCCUGAAAGAAAUCAAGUGAUUACAAAGCAGAGGAUAAAACAACAGGAUUCAGUUUCUGAUCGAUCCUCAAUAUCAAAUCAAAAUGAGGAAAAUACCAGAUCUCAUACAGUUCCAUUAAAUAAAUUAGAUUAUUUUGUAAAAUCAGCAAAAUAUUCUAGUUACAUCUCUGAUAGUACACAACAAUUCAAAAGGACCUUGAAUACAAUGGGAUUAAGAUGUUUGUUAAAUUUAUCAACUAGAACCUACAGUGAACCGAAUUUAUUGUGUUUCAAAAACCAAUUGCCACAAAGGACAAAACUGAAAUACAGUUCGUUACAGCAUUUAGCCAUAGAUGAAUUAUCAAGCAUAAAAGCAUUACCUACAUUCAAAUUGAAUAAUAAAGAAAAAUUAAAUAAUGUUCCGGUAAAAAUAUCUAAAAAUUUAUUAUUUUCAAAUAAAGACGAAUCAAAUACUUCAGUUAUUUCAGUCAUUAGACGAGUAAAUUCAUUUUCAUCAAACAGUCAUACGUCUUCAAUAAAAUAUCAUUCUUUCUUAAGAAAAUAUUCAUCACCAUUGUUGAAAGAUUUAAGAGAUUUCAAUGAAAAUUCUAAAAAUCAUAGUGUUGAUGAUAAAGAUGAUAAAGCUGGCGAUGUAGUAUUGGAACAAUCAAAUUCAUCACUCUUAUCUAUUGAAACAUUCUAUGAACUUUUAUGCGCUGCAUUAUCUAAACAACGUCAAUAUUGUAAUCGUCCUGAACGAUUAAGUGAAAUGAAUUGGGAUCAAAUUGAACAAGAGAAAUAUGAUAUUCAAAAAAGUCUUUUAUAUUUUGAAGGUCUUUAUGGACGACCAAAAACUCCUAGAUCGAAACGAAUCAUGAAACCUAUAUAUGAGCGGUAUCGUCAGGUUAAACGUCUUAUUUCUUCUCGAUAUGGAAUCUGUAGUGAAUUCCCAUUUGGAAUGAAUUUGUCUCGUUUAAAAGUGCCCAAUAAAGAUUCAAUAGUUGAUGUAAAUGAACAACCAAAUGUAACGGUUUCAAAUAAAUUAAUAGAAUUUCUAAACACUCCAAAGAUCACAUCUCCGACCCUUUUACAAGAUAAUAUUCAUAAUAUAAGUUAUGAUUCUGAUUCCAGUACAUUUGAAACUGUAUAUAAGAAUGAAGAAUCUAGCUUCCCAGUUAAAGUUAAGCAAAGAAAUUUUAAUUUACAAUCAUCAGAAAAUCAUAGUCUUAUGACAAUUGAAAACAAUCAAAAUCCAGGUUUUCCAUUUAAUUUCAACCAUCGAAAAUCACUUAUGAGACCGGAUGACCACAACAUUCAAUUGUAAGACGUUUCAUUCUUUCUUACUUGUAGAUUUUUGUUUUAUAAAGAUUUUCACCAUUUUUUUCUGACUUCUCAUUUUCAAUAAAUGAUAGUCAAAUUCUGAGAACAAAUGAAAAACGUUAGAUACUUAUUUUCUCCUAUUUCUUCCAUUUACUAACAUCCGAAAACUGUUUUAAGGUCAGUUAGGCCUUAUUGUGGAUGUAUUCACUUUUGUACACAACAUUUCAAUUUCGAACUAAGCUAGAGGUAUGCAUUCUAAAGCUUUUAUUAUAAGUUGUAUCUUUUUGAAUCAGUCUGGUGUUUUACUUAAGUGAAAAUAUCAAGUUGAAAGAUGAGUGAGUAGUUCUAGUGGGGCAUAUGGAUCUCAUAAUUUAACUUAACAGCUUGAAUAUAAUUGUCAGCUGAAUGUUCCAUUUCAUUUAUUUGCUCGAAGUGGCAACACCAUGUUAGUAAUGCAGAGGUUCGGCAUCGUGUGUUGGGGCGCAGAGACGAUAAUUCAAUUGGUGUCACCAUCUUGAAACACCGACUUCGGUGGCUUGGAUAUGUUUUACGAAUGUCGUCCCAGAGGCUUCCACGUCGUGCAUUAUUUGCCGACUCUGGGACUGGUUGGAGAAAGCGGAGAGGAGGUCAGUGUAUGACAUGGUGUCGUGGCAUGAAAGAGAGCUGCAAAUGGCUAGCUUUUGUUGGUCCUUCACGACUCCCUGGCUGGGGUCCGAGAGAUGGGGCAACACAGUGGCUAGAGACGUUAUCAGAUAUGGCUCAAAAUAGAAGCCAGUGGCGAGCCUGCUGUAACCUUCUUAUACUUUCUUCAUAAAGAGUGGCUAUAACUUUCCAAACUGAGAGAGCCCUUCUGGUUGUACAUUCAGUUCCUCCCAUCAUUACUCUUCUCCUUUUCUUUUUUUCCUUCUUUUAUAUAUACGCAUCUUCUUCCUUCUCCCAUUCUCAUUAUUUUGUGUGGCGCAUAUGCAUCCAGUGCCCUUUGUACCAAUAUAUAUGUGAUUAAAUAAAUAAAUAACAGCUCGAAAAUUAUCUCCUCAACGUAUGGUCCCAGAAUUUUAUAGUUUGAUUCCUAAAAUUCGAAGAUUAUCGAGGGAAAUCGAAACAGUUAAUUGCAACUCUUUCAUUCUAUAAGUCAUUGGACUGAUGUUAUUCUGUUGUUCUCUUAGUGCUAUAUAAUUUCGCCACUUUGUUGCUAAUAGAAGAGAUCACAUUUGAAAGCCGAUUCUUUUACAUCCGUAAUUAAUCAUUGUUUUGCUGACAUAUUUUAGACUUUAUUGACUUUACUCAUUGUUUGGAAUCACGCUUGUAUCUACCAUUCAUAAAUAUGUAACAAAAAUAAUUUUUUAAGGGGGGUACAUACUAUCUUAACAUAUAUUACAGUUGUAACAAUAUCCUGAUCAGGGUUCGAACAUACUAGGGGAAUUAUUUACAGAUUAACAUUCAGAAAUAGCUGGUUAUCGAAUUAAAAUACUUUAAAAACUAAAUCAACCAAAUGGUUACAAAUAAACUGAGUUCAAGGGUUUUUCUGUCAAUAUUUGCUAGGCAGCAUGUACCACUGAGUGUAGAGUAGCAACAGGGCAAAACACUUUUUGUUCUGAUAAUCAGAGAUAACCUCCUUUAGUACUAAUAGUAAUUUGAACAGUUUUGUCAACAUGCGGUUCGCCGAGCGAUAAAUAGGAAAUAUGGUAAGUUGCCUAUAUUCAUUGUUCAAAAUAUUCAAAGUUAUGUAUAUUUAGUUUUAUCAGUAAACCAAUUGAUAGUAUAUUGCAUAAUGGAGGUGCAUUUAGUUACCACUAUCAUCGCUAAUAAUACGAAUAUCAUUAUUAGUCUUUUGAUAUGUGGUGAUUAUUUUGGGAAGAAGAGCAUAUGUACAUAUCUAUUUGUGUGAAUACAGAUCUAUUGAACAGUUUAGCUAUUUGAGCUAAUCUAUUCUUGACACAUUAGAUUAAAAUAAAUUUAGUAAUUUUCAAUGUUCUUUUUAAUUUUUAAUUUAACUAAUGACAUUUAGUACUGAAUGGCUCGAAUAAACUUUAUCUGUCCGUUUUCCUUAUCAGUAUAUUUCAUGAACAUUUUCACAUUCGUUUCACAGAGACAGUGACCUUAAAUCUAAACUGUACAGUUUUUUUAAUCUUAUCGGAAUUAUAUCUUAAUUAAUUAAAUGCUAUUUAGUUGUAAAAAGAAAAGAGUGAAUGCAGAUACCGACGACUGUAAAAUUCGCGAAUUAUUCAAUAAGAAGGGAAAAAAUGUAACAAAACUAAACGAAUAUCAAAGCGAAAAAAGUACAUUUUCCUCUUUUGUUACUGUUAAAAAGGAAAACAAAAACCACCAUAAUACUUAAAUCUACCAGUACACUUACAUCUUAUACCUUUAUUCAUUUUUCUUUCAAUAAAAAUGUCCUUGAGCAUAACAAAUCUGUUUUAACAGAUUCUAAUACAAUAAUAUCCAUCAUUUAGCCCAAUUAUAUUAAGGUGGGAAAAAACGAUGUAUCCGAAGAAAAUGAGUUAUAUUUUAAAUUAUUGUUCAUUAUAAUAAUUUUAUUUAAGUUCAUCAGUCCUAUUGGAUUCUUAUUACUGUUGAACUUUAGAAAAAAAUAUUUGCGGGCAAAAUAAACAUUAUUUUCGUGAGAAUUAUUACCGUUAUAUUUAACUAACUAGCAAGUAUCGAAAAUUUUCAGUUGACUGACCCCAGAUGUAUUUAGACCGAUGUACUUUUUUCUUAUUUGUUCUAAUCUUUUCUCUAUACAGUGUGUGCGCGUGUGCUUCGGUGCUCGAAUGGUAUAUGUUUUUUUAUUUUAACAAGACCUUAAAAACCAUUAUGCGGAAAUUUGUUGUUAUAGUGUUUAGGGAAUGUUCAAAUUUCCAAAAGCUAUUAAAGUUUAUAUUUGUUUAAUUUAUUGUGUGGAGUUGAACUUUGUGUUUUUCCUGCCUAAUUUCCUCCUAUUUUGUCUCACUCUUCAAAACUGUUAUCUCUCUUCUGCUUGGCUAAUGACUUAGUUUACUUUUUAUCUUUACUUCUGCCGACACCAAAUAUAUUGAUGUAGACAGUAGUUUUACAUCUUUAUUAUACUUAUUCUACUGGGAUCAAUAUCUUAUUGCAGAGUAUUUCUGGUACGCGUAUAGGACGAAGAGAAAAGGAGGGUGUUUUAUUUUUACUCUUCAUUCACAAUAGGAGUGUCCAAAUGUCUCCACUAAAUAAGCGAAUUGUAUUGCGUAACUAAGUGCUUGUUAUAUUUAUUGGUUAUAGGAUCAUUAGUAUUAUCAUUGUACAGAGUUUUGUUUUAAUCCUGUUUAGGUUAUUGAAAUAUAAACACUACAAUAUUAGUAACAUUUCAACCGUUACUUUUGAUCAAAUAAAAAAAUAUUACUAUGAGAUUUUAAACUUUUCUGUCAAUAAACUGUUUAUAGGCUAGCAGUGUUCUUUAUACAGAAAACUGCACAAUGUUGGAUAUCAUAGUUAAUGAAUGAAAGAAAUAAUUCUAAACUAUAACAACGUUAAAAAAAAUACAUAAAAAUGUCAUAUGUAACCGAAUAGUAUUAUUUAUUAUAUAACUUUAUACACUAUCAAACUAAUUGUCAUUCAUUUUAAAUUAAUGAUAAAAGAGUUGGAAAUAAUAGAUUACCUGUAUAAAGUUUUAAAAUUGUAUAUAAAACUGAUUCAUUUGUCAGUUAUAUGCUUAGUUCUUAAACCUUAGACAGAAUAUGGAUUCACCGUUUACAGAAUAUAUAAUCUAAAUUGAGUAUGACCUAAUACUUGCUGACUAUUACAUCUAAAGUGUCAGUGUUGUAAUUACAUUUGAAUAAGUUGUAUAACAAAACGUAAUCAAUUUUUCAGAAUUAAUUAAAUUUGCUCAAUUUACACUAGUUAUACCGGUUUCAGUGAUAUGAAGGUCAAAUUACGAGGGCCUUGAGAAUCCACAUUCUCAACCUUAAUCUGUGUAUACAUAAGAUGAUUCUUGUAUCGCUCGAUGUAGAAUGUAGUUUGGAUACGAGCCAUCCUUUUCAAUUAUCUGUUUCAUCAUCAUCGUAUAGCUGCUUAAUAUUCUCAUAUGACUUUCUUAGCUCUGUUUUCAUUUUUUUGUUUAUAUUUUAUUCAUUCAUUUUUAUUACGUCAUCCAACCAUGCAAUUCAGUAUUGUUUGUAUCUGAUUAUAUAUUAAAAAUACCUCUCAUGUUAAUUAAUCAUUAUCUUUUACUUGAAUUUUGUUACUAAUCGAAAACUGAAUUUUAUUCGCAGUAAAUUCUGAACUGUCAUUUUUCAUAUUUUUUCCCUGUUUACUUACAAAUAAAUCCAACUCGGAGGCACAAUUGGUAAUUCAUCUCAUUCACCUUUAAAAUAUUUGAUAUGUAUAAUAACAGUUAUAGAAGCCUUGACUUGCUCUGGGCGUAUAUUAAUAAAUGUCAAAUACAGGAUACUUUUCUUCGUUCACUCUCUUUUUGUACUAUAUAUUUUUUUGUUUUUGUCAAUUUGCUAUGAACAGUUGUUUCAUGUAUCAUUUAUUCACAGAUAUCGUAAACAACUAUGCUCCUU
Molecule: messenger RNA, 8477 nt
Organism: Schistosoma rodhaini
Lineage: Eukaryota; Metazoa; Platyhelminthes; Trematoda; Strigeidida; Schistosomatidae
Source: the annotation of a GenBank genome assembly